UUCCGGUCGGGCCCUCGGGUCUCCCCGGAGCGGCGGCGCCUUCUCCGCCUCCUCGGCCUCCUCCCGGCGGAGACCCCCGGCGCCGGGUCUCCCUUUUCUCCAGACCCGCCAGAGAUGGAGGCGAACUCUGCGGGCAGCAGCGCUGGGGGUGGUGGGAACAGCGGCAUCGGGGGCGAGGACGGGGUCCACUUCCAGAGCUACCCCUUUGACUUCUUGGAAUUCCUCAACCACCAGCGCUUCGAGCCCAUGGAACUGUAUGGGGAGCAUGCCAAGGCGGUGGCCGCCCUGCCUUGCGCACCAGGACCCCCACCCCAGCCUCCCCCUCAGCCUCCUCCACCCCAGUAUGACUACCCACCACAGUCCACCUUCAAACCCAAGGCAGAAGUUCCUUCCUCAUCUUCCUCGUCCUCUUCCUCCUCGUCGUCCUCAUCCUCGUCGUCGUCUUCUCAAGCCAAGAAGUCCGAUCCACCCCUGCCUCCAGCUUUUGGGGCGCCCCCUCCCCCCCUCUUUGAUGCUGCCUUCCCUGCCCCACAGUGGGGUAUCGUUGACCUCUCGGGACACCAGCACCUCUUUGGCAACCUGAAACGGGGUGGCCCUACAUCUGGGACUGGGGUAGCGCCGGGACUUGGAACUCCCACUGGAACCCCAGGACCACUUCCCACCCCCACGCAGAACCCCCCUGGGCCCGCUGUAGGGGCGGCCUGUGACCCAGCCAAGGACGACAAGGGCUACUUCCGAAGACUGAAGUACCUGAUGGAGAGGCGCUUCCCGUGCGGCGUGUGCCAGAAGUCCUUCAAGCAGUCCUCGCACCUGGUCCAGCACAUGCUGGUGCACUCCGGGGAGAGGCCGUACGAAUGCGGCGUGUGCGGCCGCACCUACAACCACGUCUCCAGCCUCAUCCGCCACCGGCGCUGCCACAAAGACCUGCCGCCCUCGGCGGGGGGGCCCCCGCAGCCGGGACCCCCACUGCCCGCGCUGGGCCUCUCGGUGCCCGCUGCCAGCGCGACGGCCGCCGCCCCAGCCACGGUGUCCUCCGGCCCCUCGGCCACCCCUUCGGCGCCCGCCACCACCUCCACGGAUGGGACCACGGCGCCCGCCGCCCCUCCCGGCGUGGGUGUGCCAGCGCCGCCCCCUGGCACGGGUGGUGGGGACGGCCCGUUCGCCUGCCCGCUCUGCUGGAAGGUUUUCAAGAAGCCCAGCCACCUCCACCAGCACCAGAUCAUCCACACGGGUGAGAAGCCCUUCUCCUGCUCAGUGUGCAGCAAAAGCUUCAACCGCAGGGAGAGCCUCAAGCGGCACGUCAAGACGCACUCGGCCGACCUCCUGCGCCUACCCUGCGGCAUCUGCGGUAAGGCCUUCCGCGACGCCUCCUACCUCCUCAAGCACCAGGCUGCGCACGCCGGCGCCGGGGGCCCGCGGCCCGUGUACCCCUGCGACCUGUGCGGCAAGACCUACUCGGCGCCGCAGAGCCUGCUCCGCCACAAGGCCGCGCACGCGCCGGCCGCUGCCCCCGACGCGUCCAAGGACGGGACGGCCUCGGGGCCGCAGCCCCCGCCCACCUUCCCCCCGGGCCCCUACCUCCUGCCCCCAGACCCGCCGGCCACCGACAGCGAGAAGGCGGCGGCUGCAGCGGCGGCCGUGGUGUACGGAGCCGUGCCCGUCCCGCUCCUGGGUGCCCACCCGCUACUACUCGGCGGGGCUGGGGCCGGGGGCUCCGGGGGCUCGGGCGGCGGCGUCCCGGGAAAGACGUUCUGCUGCGGCAUCUGCGGGCGCGGCUUCGGGCGCCGCGAGACCCUGAAGCGCCACGAGCGCAUCCACACCGGCGAGAAGCCCCACCAGUGCCCGGUGUGUGGGAAGCGCUUCCGGGAGUCCUUCCACCUGAGCAAGCACCACGUGGUGCACACCCGCGAGCGGCCCUACAAGUGCGAGCUGUGCGGCAAGGUGUUCGGCUACCCGCAGAGCCUCACCCGCCACCGCCAGGUGCACCGGCUCCAGCUGCCCUGCGCCCUGGCGGGGGCCACCGGCCUCGGUCCCUCGUCGGGCGGGGCCGGAGCCUGUGGGCCCGGGGCUUCGGGCACCUCUGGCGGGCCCACCGACGCACUGAGCUACGCCUGCUCCGACUGCGGGGAGCACUUCCCAGACCUCUUUCACGUCAUGAGCCACAAGGAAGCCCACAUGUCCGAGAAGCCCUACGGCUGCGACGCCUGUGGCAAAACCUUCGGCUUCAUCGAGAACCUCAUGUGGCACAAACUGGUCCACCAGGCGGCCCCGGAGCGCCUCCUCGCGCCCACGUCAGGUGGCCCCCAAUCCUCUGAUGGCUCCAGCGGCACCGAUGCAGCCAGCGUGCUAGACAACGGACUGGCUGGAGAAGUGGGAGCGGCCGUAGCGGCGCUGGCCGGGGUGUCCGGGGGUGAGGACGCCGGUGGGGCGACAGGGGCUGGGGCCGGUGGCGGGGCCAGCUCGGGCCCUGAGCGCUUCAGCUGUGCCACGUGCGGCCAGAGCUUCAAGCAUUUCCUGGGCUUAGUAACUCAUAAGUACGUACAUCUGGUGCGCCGGACCUUGGGCUGCGGCCUCUGUGGCCAGAGCUUUGCGGGUGCAUACGACCUGCUCCUGCACCGCCGGAGCCACCGGCAGAAGCGGGGCUUCCGCUGCCCGGUGUGCGGGAAGCGCUUCUGGGAGGCGGCCCUGCUGAUGCGCCACCAGCGCUGUCACACCGAGCAGCGGCCCUACCGGUGCGGCGUGUGCGGCCGAGGCUUCCUGCGCUCUUGGUACCUGCGGCAGCACCGCGUGGUGCACACUGGCGAGCGCGCGUUUAAGUGCGGUGUGUGCGCCAAGCGCUUCGCGCAGUCCUCCAGCCUGGCGGAGCAUCGGCGCCUGCACGCCGUGGCCCGGCCCCAGCGCUGCAGCGCCUGCGGCAAGACCUUCCGCUACCGCUCCAACCUGCUGGAGCACCAGCGACUGCACCUGGGCGAGCGCGCCUACCGCUGCGAGCACUGCGGCAAGGGCUUCUUUUACCUGAGCUCCGUGCUGCGCCACCAGCGGGCUCACGAGCCCCCACGGCCGGAGCUGCGGUGUCCCGCCUGCCUCAAGGCCUUCAAGGAUCCGGGCUACUUCCGCAAACAUCUGGCGGCCCACCAGGGGGGCAGGCCCUUCCGCUGCUCUUCCUGCGGAGAGGGUUUCUCCAACACCUAUGGCCUGAAGAAACACCGCCUGGUGCACAAGGCUGAGGGCCUUGGGGGACCCGGAACAGGAGCAAGCGCCUUGGCCGGGAAGGAUCCCUGACCAGAGGGCUUCUAUAUGUGCCACUCCAAUCAGAUAUCCCCAUCUAGACUCCUCCCCUCCCCUCCAUGGGGCUGCUGGUCAGACUCUUCCCCCCACCCCCACCCCCGUUCCUCACUGUCGCCCUGUCAGAACUUAAGAUGGUCUAGCCUCUUUAUUGGGCCCAUGCCCUACAAACUCAAGACUGCAUUACUCCCAUCCCUGGCCUCUCUGGUCCUUCCUUCAUCCCAUUAGUGAACUUGACCGUCUGUCCAACCCUCUUUUGUAACCCUAAUCCCCUGCCCAGUGGCACUCUGGCCUCAGCUGGCCCCAUCGAUCUCUGGUGGAGAUGGAUCAGAACUGCUCCUCCUCCUCCUCUUGGGGUUUGACUGGACAGUGGACUAGAAGCAGAGUUGGGAGGGCACAAGGUGGGGGUCUGGGUGCUCUUGGA
Jaculus jaculus (lesser Egyptian jerboa) is the source of this 3709-nucleotide messenger RNA. RefSeq names its product zinc finger protein 865 (gene Znf865). The transcript has 2 exons. NCBI's taxonomy places the organism in Eukaryota, Metazoa, Chordata, Mammalia, Rodentia, Dipodidae. Bases 115 to 3282 code for a protein of 1055 amino acids. The record is from RefSeq and is a predicted model, not a curated record.